Acinonyx jubatus (cheetah) is the source of this 6417-nucleotide messenger RNA. It is a transcript of the gene GDAP1, whose product is annotated as ganglioside induced differentiation associated protein 1. The record is from RefSeq and is a predicted model, not a curated record. The transcript has 6 exons. Lineage: Eukaryota; Metazoa; Chordata; Mammalia; Carnivora; Felidae. The coding region runs from base 2860 to 3609 and encodes 249 amino acids. Gene Ontology annotation, cellular component: mitochondrial outer membrane. Gene Ontology annotation, biological process: mitochondrial fusion; mitochondrial fission.
AGAGAGAGAAUCCCAAACAGGCUCUACACUCAGCAUGGAACCUGACGUGGGGCUUGAUCUCAGAACCAUAAGAUUAUGUCCUGAGCCAAAUGCUCAACUGGCUGAGCCACCCAGGCACCUCAGACAUGGUUCUCUUUAUUACCAUCCUUCACUGGAGCAAGGAUUAGAGCUUUCAAAUGAGGGAAGGAAGUGGCUGGGUGGAGAGCAGGAAGGGCUGGUGAAGGUGACAUUUAUUUCUUAUAUUUGAGACUAGCUGGACAGAUGAAUGGUGAUGCUACUGUAUAAAAUCAAAGAAGUGGAGGAAAGGGGCACCUGGGUGGCUCAGUGGGUUAAGUGGCUGACUUUGGCUCAGGUUGUGAUCUUGCGGUUCAUGAGAGCCCCCUCGACAUCAGGUUCUGUGCUGACACCUCAGAUCCUGGAGCCUGCUUCAGAUUCUAUGUCUCCCUUGCUCUCUGCCACUCCCCUGCUUGUGCUCUCUCAAAAAUAAACAAACAUUUAAAGAAAUAAUAGAGAAAUGGAGGAAGAAGAGUAAAUUACAGAGGUGGGAAGAUAGGUUUGUUAAGGAGAAAAAGAUUCAGAAAUAUAUCCCGGGGAGAUGUUCAGUAGACAGUUGGGUAAUGCAGGUCAAAAACUAGAAAUAAAUUAGUCAAUAAGUAAAUAAUUCUUAACUUGGCUCCAUCUUCUCUAGGUCACUGCCCCAUGUUCAUCCAGGACUGGUGGCUCAUGCCCUCUUCACCCCACACACUGUUCCCUGUCAUUGUCCUGAGCAGCUUUGUCCUGCCUCACAGUCCAUUGUUUUUCUCAGCAUCAUGACCUUUAUCCUAAUGUAUCAUCAGACAUAGUCUGGACCUUACUUUGACUGUGACGUAGGCCAGCUUGAAAGCUGGAAGUUUACAAUCCUACUCUUUGACAACACUGUCUGGUCUUUUCCACACACUGAACAAGCCCUUGACUAGCCAGUCUUUACUCCUUUCAUGCACUACAUAUCCUCCUAGCCCUUUUCUACCCUGCCUGAAGGCCCUGGUGAAUGAUUUCUACCACACUGUGCUUUACGCAGUGAUCUCCUGGUGCCUGCCCAAUCCCCAAUCUCACCCCCUGCUCUUAGGAAGCCCCUUCUGGAGACAAUCACAUCAUGUACUGAAUGCCAUUGCCAUGGCAAAUGUCAGUCUUUCCACACACACAGCAGAUCUCUUCCCAGGAAGCUUCCAGAUGCCUGUCAUCUGCUCCCCUCUCAGCCCCAGCUGCUUCCCGUUGAACAGGGGCCUUUCUUUUCCCUCACAGAGGAGAAGGGCUAACUUGGGAACAUCUUCCCUCUUUUUCCUCUCUUUGAAACUUAACAUUGGUUCUCAUUUUCUUCCUUUUCCCACCUACUCUGUCCCAGAGGAAAAGAUAUCCCUUUUCUUUUCCUUGUUCUGGGUCAAUUCCUCCUCUCAUUUGAAUAUGCUGUAAUUUCUUUUCUUCUGUCCAACAAACAUGCUCAUGUGUCCUCCAUGUAAAAACAGUCCGAAUUUCCUGGUGCACCUCAAGUGCUCUAUGUUCGUUCUUCUCGAAACUGCUGACCUCCUUGAAAGUCUAUUACAUUCGUAAAACAUACAUAUUCAAGUAUCAUAUAUGUUCAUAUAUACAUUUACGUAUCCCAGCUCUCAUUCGCAGGCCUCUCGAUUUGGGUUCUGUCCUCACGAGUCUAAUGAAGCUACUCUCACCAUUAGGGACCUCCUAGCUGAUAGAUGUAAUGGCAGCUCUUCAAUUUCUAUCCCACUAGUGGCAGCUGUGAAUUUGAUACUUGUGAGCAGUUCUCUCCCUCAGCUUCUGAAAAACCCGCAUCUCUCGCCUCUGCUCGCUCUGUACCUCUCCCACCACUUCGGCUGUCUCAUCCCCUGUAUGUUCUUCUUAUCCCUUUCUAGUCUCCUUAAUUUUAGGCUGUCUUUUGUGUUCUAAGCAUUAGCUUCUUGGUAGCAGAAUUUUGUAUAAUUGCUGGAUACUUGUUGGGUUAUCUUAUCCAACUAGGCAAUCCUGCCCUAGGGGCUACGAGUCUAAUUUAGAAAUAGUCUAAUUCAGGUAUAAAAACACCAGCUGAGCCUUAUUUAAGUCUUAAGGGCAGUGCUUUGGUUUCUUCCCAUGACUUGUCCCUUGUGGCUCUCUGCCUGCUCUUCCUAAUGGGCAGAGAUCCACGUGGACUUAGUGUACAUGUCCAAUGAUAAGGCUUACAAAAGGUUUCAGGAAAGUUCUCACAGUGACAAAGAUGAAAACAGACUAAAGGGAGACUUAAAACAGGCAGUAAGCUUGAAGACAGCGUGUGGACUGCAGGUCUGUACCAAAGACCCAGUACCUGAAUGAAGCCAAACAUAAAAUGUAUGUGUGUCUGUGUUUAUGGGCAUAUGUGUGCAGAUAUGUACAUGUAUAUAUGAGUAGUGGGUUAGGUUUGGAGACGCAGAGAAGUAGAAGGCUCAGCCCUUGCUCCUAAGGGUAUAAAACAUCUCUUUAGAGGCAGAAGACCUAAAAAGAAAAGUAAUAAAGGGACAAGGAAGGCAACUACAAGCAGCAAAUAGAUGCCAAGUGUCCUAGGAGCUCAGAGGACAGAGUGAUUUUUGUGGGCUACGGAACCUGAAGCUGUUUGUAGGAAUCACGUACAUAUUGCUUCACUCUGUGGGUAAAAAAGAAGGGGCUCUCUUGCAGACAUCUAUACAGGAUGACCUUCUUGCAUGAAGAGCUGCCCUACAGAGGGAGGGAGUGAAGGGAACCCACGCCUGCGAUGGUGAGCAAGAGGAGGCCUCCUGGAAUCUGCAGACAUAAGGUGCGAUUGGUAAUUGCUGAAAAGGCAUUGAAGUGCGAGGAACAUGAUAAAAAACACCCAGGUUAAUGCCUGAUAAAGGAAGCAUGUAUUAUCCACGGGUACAACAUUAUCGAGAACUUCUUGACUCAUUGCCAAUGGAUGCCUAUACACAUGGCUGCAUUUUACAUCCUGAGCUAACUGUGGACUCCAUGAUCCCAGCUUAUGCAACCACAAGGAUUCGCAGCCAAAUUGGUAACACAGAAUCUGAACUGAAAAAACUUGCUGAAGAAAACCCGGAUUUACAAGAGGCAUACAUCGCAAAACAGAAGCGACUUAAAUCAAAGCUUCUUGACCAUGACAAUGUCAAAUAUUUGAAGAAAAUUCUUGAUGAAUUGGAGAAAGUCUUGGAUCAGGUUGAAACUGAGUUGCAAAGAAGAAAUGAAGAAACUCCAGAAGAGGGCCGCCAGCCUUGGCUCUGCGGAGAAUCCUUCACCCUGGCAGACGUUUCACUCGCUGUCACAUUGCAUCGGCUGAAGUUCCUGGGGUUUGCGAGGAGAAACUGGGGAAAUGGAAAGCGACCAAACUUGGAAACCUAUUACGAACGUGUCUUGAAGAGAAAAACAUUUAACAAGGUUUUAGGACAUGUCAACAAUAUAUUAAUCUCUGCAGUGCUGCCAACAGCGUUCCGGGUGGCCAAGAAAAGGGCCCCAAAAGUUCUUGGCACCACCCUUGUGGUUGGUUUGCUCGCAGGAAUGGGAUAUUUUGCUUUUAUGCUUUUCAGAAAGAGACUUGGCAGCAUGAUAUUAGCACUUAGACCCAGACCAAAUUAUUUCUAGGCUUGUAGGGAUCUCAUGGUGGCAACUCAUCCAGCUAUUCAACUAGACCCUUGUCCACUCUUCCAGGCCCAGUGGAGAAUGACCCUGGGCAAUUAGUAAAAAGCAUAAUUUACUUUACUCUUUGGAUAGUUUAUGUGGGGAGAGGAGAUAAUGAAAGUGUUUUUGUGGGCUGGUAACUUUGAGGUCACUUAUUUGAUAACCUGAACUAAUCCAUCCUUAAAAUGUGCAAGGUCAAGAUAAUGUAAAUGUGACAGAGAAUCAGACCUUCAACUCAAAAUGUCAGUUCAAGUUCUGAAUUAUUUUGGGGGAGAAGGUUCUUACUAUAAGCAGACAGUAAUAGCCUGUGAUUGCCCAUAGCUGUUCAUUUGAGACUAUCUGGAUGUGCUGAGUGUUGAGUAGUUAGCAACAUUUUCCACUGGAAAUUCAGAGAUCACCUUUGUUUUAAACCAGUUCAGAUAGUGGCAGGGGCACAGGAGCACGUCAUAUGAUCACUGUUAGCUUCAGGCAGAAAUAAGUAACACAAAGGGAACAGGGAGAAGGACAAGAGGGAAAAUGAAGUCUGUAUAGUGAAGAGCGGUAGAAGGCAACUGCCAGGUGCCUCCAACACAAUUCAUGGCUGCCUGUCCCCUUAGUAAACAUUACAUUUGACUACUUGUGGCCAUUGCCCACAUAUCUUCCUGUAAUUGAGAAACUUGGGAAGAGACUAGGGAGUUACUGGGGGAGUGGACUGGAGAAAACCCUGGGCUUUACACCCAGAGCUCCUCAUCUGACCUUAGUAUUAAUUUUAAAUGCAUAUGAAUCACACUAUUUUAAUAAGAUUAACCGCUUAUGUACUUGGGUGUGAAAUGCCUACUGGAACAUUUCUGCUUAGCAUUUACAUGACAUAAAAUGGUUCCUUUCUUUUCCUCAUAGUUCCCUAAUUGGAUGCUGCCUGAGAAAUAUCACUCCUAUGAACCGUUUUCUCCAGUCACUGGGGGUCCUGGCUUCUACAGCCUCUUUUAGCACACAAGUGGGAGUCAGGUGAAGGUCCCUGCUAAUCCCUAGCAUGGCACGUGGCUAGGUAGUAGGUGUUUGAAUGAUCUGGGAGCACCAAAUAUGCUUAUUCUGAUUUUGAAGAAGCUGGUGUGUUAAAAAACUGUUGUCUAGGCCUUGCAUCUGUUUAUUGUUAUUAGCAGGGCCUUAAAAGGUUAAAGAGAAAGAAAAAGUUAGAGAGAAAGAGAAAAGUGUAGUCUUAGCCCAUUAGGGGAAAUGAAAUAAGCCAAUAGUGAUGUCCACUUGUAUUCUUCAUGUGUGUCUAGGCAUUUCAGGGGUACCUCAGUCCAUCUGGAAGGGAUAAUCCCAGUGUGUCCCAUGAACAACUAUGGAAUCAUACAGUUUGUGCUUAGGAAAAAUUUUUCAUGGUGACAGCAAGAUACAGUUUCCCUGGCAUUGCCCUGAAAGGAAUUGGGGGGAUAGUUUUAGGUCUCUGGCAGGAAGUAUGUAUAGAGAAUGAUGAGCUAAGGUUCAAGAAAAUAACAAAAGCUUGGAUUGCCUCAGGCUGGCUCUGCAAAAUAGCCAAAGAAUGUACUGACUUUUUUUAUUAAUAGGAAACAGUCAAACUUAGGAAACAAUGACUUUUGAUGGUAAAAUGAGUCUAUAAUUCCAUUUCAUGAAUCAGUUGUUUUUAGAAAAUCUUGAGGAAAUGGAUGUUCCUUGUUUACAAAAAUUGAUAACAUCUCAGUGUAAACUUAAUCCAAUAAUAACGAACAGACUGGCGGCUUUUAGAAUGUCUUAAUUUUGCCCCUCCCGUGCACUGUCAUAUAGAGUAGUUGGAUUUGUUUGUUGCUGGGACAUUCCAAUCCCUAUGUUCAUAAAAGAGCCACAAAACUGAUUAUUCAGUAGUUUAUAGUGUUUCAGAGAUCUUUAUAUCACCCUGCGAGAAGCAAGAAUUCAGACAUGAAGAAGACAAAGUUGGAUUUUUAUAAAAAUCUACAAAGGGUAUUUACCUAUGUAAAAGUUGUUGAUCAAGAAUAAAGAUUAGAAGCCCAGUGAUGGCUUUUCCUUAAAUUUACUGAAUCAGAGAAAGUAUACUGGGAAGUAUAAUUUUCUGAUACGGUUUCAUUGGAAAUAUGCUUGUGUCAAUAUUAAAGAUGAUGCAUCAUGGUGAUUUCACUUGUUUCAUGCAUACCCAUGGGUUUAGACUUAUAAAAUGUUAGGGGACAUAAUGACCACUAGAUGCCACUGUUCACAUAGUAGUCUUAGAUCGGGCAUUCUUUAGGUUCAGCAAACCUAAAAUUGCUCAAGUGAAGAUAAACGUUAAUGACCUUAGUUUCUGAAAUGAGGGCAUCUUCAUCAGAUCAUUCAUCUGUACAAAAGCUUGAGGCACAUGUAGUAUUGAUUUCUAAUGCUUUAGAAGGGAUAACAGUACCACACAAUGUCAAACUAAAGAGCUAAACAUAUACUAUUAGCAAAAUAAGCACUUUUAUCUAUUUUGUUUCAAGAUCAUUGGUGACUGGCCAGUGUGCUCCUCAGUUUCCAAGGUUUGUAUAAAUAUCAUAAUUAUAAAAAUGUCUGAGGUACUAAAUUUAGGUUGGCUGUGUAUGUCUUAAUACAUAAAUACUAUUUUAUUGUUAUUGCAAUUAUAUGCCUUUUGAAUCUGUUUUCCUUAAUUGCAGAUAGUUAUAAAUGCUUGCUUGAUUUUUAGUUAUUAUUAAUAUUGACACCAGAGUUGUAGAUAUUUUGGUGUUGUUUAAUGUAAUAGAUCAAGAUACUAUUCUACUUGUAAGAUCAAUAAAAGUAAUUGGAUAAUCAAUAUGAACUAUAAAAGUA